Molecule: messenger RNA, 3014 nt
Organism: Bombus pyrosoma
Lineage: Eukaryota; Metazoa; Arthropoda; Insecta; Hymenoptera; Apidae
Product: short/branched chain specific acyl-CoA dehydrogenase, mitochondrial
Exons: 9
Coding region: 1613-2896 (427 amino acids)
Cellular component (GO): mitochondrion
Molecular function (GO): flavin adenine dinucleotide binding; acyl-CoA dehydrogenase activity
Source: RefSeq, a predicted model, not a curated record
GAAUAUUUAAUUAGCGGAAAGAAAAAACCUAAAAAGGUUUCUUAUUUUAAACAACUUCUUUAUCUUACGUACGUACAUAAUUCAUUAUGACCAAGUAAUGUCAUUCCUUCAAUUAACGUUCGUCAACGAACGUCCAAUUGAAUUCUAGCCAUUCACGGUUAAUCGACAUUACCUUGCUAUCAUUUAUCUGUAUUAUGACGAUAUCAAUUUUUCGCUUUCUCAUAUAUUUCAUAAGAAUAAUUAUUAAAUUUAUACGCCUGUUUAAAUAUAUGUUUUUUGAGAAAAAUAUAAAAACUGGUCAAACAAGUUACGAGACCUGUUAGUAUUUCGUGGAAAAGAGCCAAUUAGGAUGAAAAACGUAGAUAAUGUAUUGAACUAUCGAGAUAGUGAACUGAAUGCGCGUAUUGCGCGCGAGAUACUUAAUGCGACGCGUCCGCUGUUUCUCGACGCGAUGAUGUCAUAACUUAAAACGUAAAGCUUACUAUCGGUGCUCGUUGGGCGAUACUACGUUUGCCCGGGCAUAAUGAAAGGCACGAUCGUUGUAGUCUACGUCAAUAUAGUACAUUCGUAGAACAGAUCUUCUAACGAAAUAACGAACCAUUUGUUAUUAUAUACGUUUUACUUAAAUUCGUUUUCCAUUAUUAAUAAUAACAUUAUUUUUAAUGAAAUAAUAUUUCGAAUAGUAAUACUGUUCAAAAAUAUGUAAUAAGAUUCAGAAGAACGGCAAAUUAUAAUUACAGGUAAAUUCAAGUGAAAUGCAUUUAAAUCAAUCAAAAGUUGAAAAAAACUGAAGGGAUAAAUCAACACACUAGCGAACGUACAGGUGAGCGUGUCUACUAUAGAAUCGAAACUCGAGAGCAGCAAGUUUAUUUCCAAGCGACGAUAGAUUGCGCGCGGGCGGUCUGGAGUUUGUAACACAAAAAAAAAAGACGUCAACGAUUAUGCAGCAACCUAUUGGACCUACGUGUUAAAUAAUACUUCUCACGGUAAAAUUGGUGAUGAUUUAAGAUUUUUGUUUAAGACACUUGCCUACGCGAGAAUAUCCCCGUUGCAUUGUUAUUUUCUCACCAUUUACGAAUUCGAUCAUAAGGACGUUGAGACGAACUCAGCGUAUGGUUAUUCGUAUGAAUACGCCCAAAUGACCACUACAUGUAUGUCAAUUUAGUCCUCUACAAACAAACGCGAGCAAUUUCGUGUACACAACCGUGCGUGCCCGCGACAUUCAGAAGUAAAUUUAAUAGCAUAAAAGAGAAUCAACUUGUACACUGGUUACACCUUGUCGAGCUUUUUUGUCCUGACACUACUAGGCGGAGCAGUGUAACCAAUUGAUUAAAUACACGUAGAGAAUAACGAAAGGAAACUGAGUCUCGCCUGCUGUUCAAAUAAUGACACACUUAUUUAUCAUUGUAGAGACAACCUCCAUAUAGAACACUAAAAUAAUAUCAACUUUUAAAUUCACGAAAUAAAAACCUGAAAUGAAUAUAGUUUUUAGUUUCAUCUGAAUGGUUCCCGCCGGUCAUAGUUUACGCAAUGCUGUGAAACAUUAUGUUAAGUGAAAGAAUGGAGUAGCAAAUUGUAAUCGCGUUUAAGGUUAAAUUUUCAUAAAAACUGUAUGUUUAACACGAAUAUAGAAAUAAAAGAAGGUCAAUGGUUUAACAAUGCAAAUGGCGAUACAGCAAUGAUAUCACGAAAAAUGUAUAACAAUAGGCAUCUGACCACUUGUAUAACACAAUUACAUCACUGUCCCGGUCCUUUAACUCAAUUUACAGAAGAAGAACUUUUGAUGAAAGAAAGUGUUGCUAAAUUGGCUAAAGAGGAAAUUGCUCCGCUUGUGCGAAAAAUGGAAAAAGAGGGAAAAAUAGACGAUGCUGUAGUACGAACACUUUUCGAAAAUGGUUUAAUGGGCAUCCAAGUACCGGAGAAAUACAAUGGUUCUGGGUGUAACUUUAUGACAACGGUUUUAACUGUUGAAGAAGUUGGCAAAGUUUGUGGAGCUGUGGCAGCUCUGGUCGAUAUUCACAAUACUUUAGUGAACUCGUUAAUUGUGAAAGUCGGCACGGAGGAACAGAAAGCAAAAUAUCUGCCGAGAUUAGCACAAGAACACGCGGGAAGUUUUUGUCUUACGGAGCCUGGUUCAGGAUCAGAUGCCUUUUCUUUGAAAACCGAAGCAAAAAAGGAUGGAUCUGAUUAUGUUAUAAACGGAACAAAAAUGUGGAUUUCAAAUUCUGAUAUUGCGGGUUUGUUUCUUGUUUUCGCAAAUGCAAAUCCUUCUGCCGGAUACCGUGGCAUUACAACAUUUUUUGUAGAACGAGAUACACCUGGAUUAACAAUCGCAAAACCUGAAGAUAAGCUAGGAAUUAAAGCAUCGGGUACAUGUAUGAUUCACUUCGACAACGUCAGAGUUCCCGAGGAAAAUAUCUUAGGAGAACUUGGACGAGGGUACAAAUACGCUGCAAAAUUUUUAAAUGAAGGACGAAUUGGUAUUGGAGCUCAAAUGAUUGGUAUAGCACAAGGCUGCUUCGAUGCUACUAUACCAUACACAUUAGAAAGGAAACAAUUUGGAAAAGACAUAUUCUCAUUUCAAUCUAUGCAACAUCAAAUUGCUCAAGUGGCCACUGAACUUGAAUGUGCCAGGUUACUGGUUUACAAUGCGGCCAGAUUAGUCGAUGCCAAAAGAGAUGUAAUAAAAGAGGCUGCCAUGGCAAAACUGGUUGCUUCCGAAACGGCUUUACAUGUUACCGCAAAAUGCAUCGACUUUAUGGGUGGAGUAGGAUUCACAACAGAUUUUCCUCAAGAAAAGUAUUUUAGAGAUUCGAAAAUUGGGACUAUUUACGAAGGCACUAGUAAUAUGCAAUUAUCAACCAUAGCCAAAUGCAUCCGUCAACAAUAUUCGUGAAAAUAUGUAGUUAUAUUCGUCUUUUAAAUCAAAAUUGUAUACUUUAUUUUUUAUAAUUAUAAUGGAUAUUUUUUACAAUUAUCUUCUUUUAUAUUCCAUUAAUAAUAAUAAAUAUUUU